AUGAUUUCAACAAUCGGCACAACAACAAUUCAAGCCACGAACGGCGGGACUCUGUCCACAACUACAGCACCAAACUCGUUAGUCAUGAAUCCUACGUCAAUGUUGGUAGAGAUGAAAAGCUUCAUUCCUUCUUCAUAUACUUUUGAAACAGAAAUCCAGAAGAUAAAGCAAGAACUUUUAACAAGUAAUUUAGACUGUAGUGCGAAAGAUGAAACAAAUGAACAGUAUCUUUAUGAAAUGGAGGACCUCAUCGACCAUUUGCCUAAACUACCUGAAAUUCAGCAGCAAAAACUAACUAUUCCUGAAUUCGACGAAAUUGAAGUCAAAGCAACUGACUCAGUAGAAAUAAAGAAGUUCAUACGAAAGGUAAACUAUGAGUUUCUAGGAUAUCAUUGCAACCAUAAAGUUAUGGACAAAGAUUGCGACAUGGUUUAUAAAAAUAUUUCUGACCUUUACAAAUCCGAAGAAUUUAAGACAUACGAUAACUUUGUUUCAUUAGUUGCAAAAUGUGUAUGGCAGAUAAGAGAUAAAGAUAGAAGAGGUAAAGUAUGGAAUGAACAGAUAAAACCAGCAGCUUUUGAGUUAAAGAAAACCAUUGACGCCUUAGUUGUUCUAGCUGGUUUUAUUUCAAUGUAUAACGCAAAAACGAUGCCGCAAUGUUCAAAAUGUAAAGCAGCAAUAAGAAAAUAUAACUACUCAGUCAAAGAGAUAGAACGUAUGAGAAACGACUAUGCAGACUUAAAGAAAGA
Molecule: messenger RNA, 749 nt
Organism: Trichomonas vaginalis G3
Lineage: Eukaryota; Parabasalia; Trichomonadida; Trichomonadidae
Product: organellar and viral DNA polymerase type B
Exons: 1
Source: RefSeq, a predicted model, not a curated record